CAUCUUUUUUACGCGCGUUAGGCCAGCCGGCGGCGCUGGAAGUCGAAUUGUUGCUGUCGCUGUUGGUGAUCCUGUGGCGCGGAUCGGGGGACAGAGACUUUAAAGGUAGCCGUAAUGGCUGAAAAUGGUGAUAAUGAAAAAAUGGCUGCCCUGGAGGCCAAAAUCUGUCAUCAAAUUGAGUAUUAUUUUGGUGACUUCAAUUUACCACGGGAUAAGUUUUUAAAGGAACAAAUCAAACUGGAUGAAGGCUGGGUACCUUUGGAGAUAAUGAUAAAAUUCAACAGGUUAAACCGUCUAACAACAGACUUUAAUGUAAUAGUAGAAGCAUUGAGCAAAUCAAAGGCAGAACUGAUGGAAAUAAGUGAAGAUAAGACUAAAAUCAGAAGAUCUCCAAGCAAACCCCUCCCUGAAGUGACUGAUGAGUAUAAAAAUGAUGUGAAAAACAGAUCUGUGUAUAUUAAAGGUUUCCCAACUGAUGCAACUCUAGAUGACAUAAAAGAAUGGUUAGAAGAUAAAGGGCAAGUACUAAAUAUUCAAAUGAGAAGAACAUUGCACAAAGCAUUUAAGGGAUCAAUAUUUGCUGUGUUUGAUUGUGUUGAAUCUGCUAAGAAGUUUGUUGAGACCCCUGGCCAGAAGUACAAAGAUACGGACUUAUUGAUACUUUUCAAGGAAGAUUACUUUGCAAAGAAAAAUGAAGAAAGAAAGCAAAAUAAAGUGGAAGCCAAAUUACGAGCUAAACAAGAGCAAGAAGAAAAACAAAAGUUAGCAGAAAAUGCUGAAAUGAAAUCUAUAGAAGAAAAAAUUGGCUGCUUGCUGAAAUUUUCUGGAGAUUUAGAUGAUCAGACCUGUAGAGAAGAUUUGCAUGUGCUUUUCUCAAACCAUGGUGAAAUAAAAUGGAUAGACUUUGUCAGAGGAGCAAAAGAGGGAAUAAUUCUUUUUAAAGAAAAAGCUAAGGAUGCACUGGAUAAAGCCAAAGACGCAAACAAUGGUAACUUACAAUUAAGGAACAAAGACGUGACAUGGGAAGUAUUAGAAGGAGAUGUGGAAAAAGAAGCUUUGAAAAAAAUCAUAGAAGAUCAACAGGAGUCCCUGAACAAAUGGAAAUCAAAAGGUCGCAGAUUUAAAGGAAAAGGAAAGGGGAAUAAAACUGCCCAAGGUGGGUCUGCUAAAGGAAAAGUACAGUUUCAAGGCAAGAAAACUAGAUUUGAUAGUGAGGAUGAACAUGAUGAAAAUGAUGCAGACGGAGCAGUAAAAAGAGCAAGAGAAGAAAUAGAACUAGACAUACACGAACCUGCAUCUAAACAACAGAAAACAGAAAAUGGUGCUGGAGACCAGUAGUUUAGUAAAAAAAAAAAAUUUUUUUAUUCAUUUUAAUAAUUAGG
Molecule: messenger RNA, 1382 nt
Organism: Condylura cristata (star-nosed mole)
Lineage: Eukaryota; Metazoa; Chordata; Mammalia; Eulipotyphla; Talpidae
Gene: SSB
Product: Sjogren syndrome antigen B (autoantigen La)
Exons: 12
Coding region: 115-1338 (407 amino acids)
Biological process (GO): positive regulation of translation; RNA processing
Cellular component (GO): ribonucleoprotein complex; cytosol; cytoplasmic stress granule
Molecular function (GO): RNA binding
Source: RefSeq, a predicted model, not a curated record